AUCCCGCUGUAUUUCGGGCCAUUCGAGAAGCUCCACAGUUUUGCCACAAGUGUCCGGAAUAGUAUGUCGUUCUUCCAGCGUCUCGUGUCGUACGUGAUUAACGACGUGGCCGUCAAGGCGCUGUCCAACUCGCGCGCCUUCCAGCGCUUCGCUCUCAAGACCCACUAUCACGUGGAGGACGCCAAGACCAUGGCUUCUACGGGCGCCGACGCGCUCAAAAACUCGGUGGAGAACUACGCGCCCAAGGUCAAGGAGUUCACCCAGGCCUUCCGGGACGAAGUCGCGCGGGACCUCAAGAAAAUGAAGUGAGCAGGCUUAGCUGACCAGAUGCACGAGGCUACUGAGGUGUUUUAUGGUUUAUAAUGUAUUUCCUUUUCGUUAUAGAAACUCGAUGUUGUGUCAACGGUGACGUUUUGUUCUAUCCGACGUAUCGUACGAGUGGGGGUGGUGUACUGAUAGCAUUGAUGCUAUCUUCAAUAUCCAAUGGAUAAAACAAACCUUCGAUUGUUGGAUCACACCUGACAGAUUUCUCUAGCACAGGU
Molecule: messenger RNA, 542 nt
Organism: Phytophthora nicotianae INRA-310
Lineage: Eukaryota; Oomycota; Peronosporomycetes; Peronosporales; Peronosporaceae
Exons: 1
Coding region: 64-309 (81 amino acids)
Source: RefSeq, a predicted model, not a curated record